This is a messenger RNA of Eremomyces bilateralis CBS 781.70, 927 nucleotides long. RefSeq lists its product as uncharacterized. The transcript is spliced from 5 exons. Bases 1 to 927 code for a protein of 308 amino acids. NCBI's taxonomy places the organism in Eukaryota, Fungi, Ascomycota, Dothideomycetes, Eremomycetales, Eremomycetaceae. The record is from RefSeq and is a predicted model, not a curated record.
AUGGCUGCCUCUGCUAGCACAGUGCAACCCGACUGGGGCGACUACAUUGGCACCUCGUUCACCAUCCGCGAAAUGUUUUCGAUCCUGGAUAACCUGGGAGAAGGGGAUAAGUUGAACUACUGGGACGUGUCAUAUGGUAUGCUCUUGGGUAAUACGGCGGUGAAUAUGUUCCCGGACCGUGUGAAUCGCGUGAUAUUGGACGGCGUCCUCAACCCCCUCGAAUACUACUACACGCUCAAGGAAUCACAGCAGUACGCAGCCACGGACAAGGUAUGGCGCGAGUUCCUUCGCGCGUGCAUGAAGCAUCCCGACACCUGCGCGCUCGCGCCUCUCGCCAAAUCUCCUGAAGGCCUGGAGAAGAAGCUCAACGAUAUGCUCUCGAACCUCGCAGUGAACCCCCUUCCCGCGGGGCGCAACAUCAUCACCUACGCCUUCGUCAAGGCCAACAUCAUCAGCUCCCUCUACUACCCUACAAAAUCACGCACCGGCCUCUCCAACGUCAACGGCGGCAGCAUCCGGCGCCAGUCCAUGAUAGGCAUCCGCUGUGGUGACAAGAUUGUGCGCACCGACGACGUCGAACAGGGGCACCAGGCGCCGCAGCGCUCACUAGAGGUUUCGAAGGCAUUCGGCGAUGUCCCGACCACCAACAUCGCGGCGUGCGCGCAGUGGCCGUUUACGGCGAAAGAGCGGUACGAUGGCAACUUCACGGCCAAGACAAGCCAACCAGUUUUGAUCAUCGGGAAUACUUGGGAUCCGGUCACGCCGUUGGUGUCAGCGAAGAAUUAUAACGGAUAUGGCCACUUGUCCCUUUCGCAGCCACCAACCUGCACAUCGCAGCAUAUCGCGAGAUACUUCGUCAACGGUACGCUUCCGGAGCAUGGCACCAAGUGUGAGCCAGACAGGGGCCUUUUCGUGCCAAAACAGUGA